Amyelois transitella is the source of this 2565-nucleotide messenger RNA. Its product is annotated as transmembrane channel-like protein 3. The transcript has 16 exons. Gene Ontology annotation, cellular component: plasma membrane. The coding region runs from base 41 to 2290 and encodes 749 amino acids. Gene Ontology annotation, molecular function: mechanosensitive monoatomic ion channel activity. Lineage: Eukaryota; Metazoa; Arthropoda; Insecta; Lepidoptera; Pyralidae. The record is from RefSeq and is a predicted model, not a curated record.
GGAUGAAAUAGAGGUAGACACUGAGGACAGAGCCCCCAGCAUGCGAAGGACAGUCACGCUGAGGAGCAAUGCAGCACGACAGGUCGCUGUUAACUUUAUGCCGUCAAGGCAACUGCCGUACAACACCCUCCGCAUCAGACGCAGCAACUCUGAGCACAAUGCGUUGCUGGAGGAGUCAGCGGAGCUUCCCGACCCCGAGCAACAGGCCGACAUCAUCGUCAGGGAGAUGGAACAGCAUCAGCGGCUGAUGGAGGACAAUCCUGUCUCCGAGGAACUUAGGAGGGAAGCCUUGCGCGAUCUACCUCAAGGCCUGACGAUGAAGAGGCACGUGAGGGCGAAGCUCUCAGCGUCAGUCAGCCUCCGAUCCAAAAGGAGGCCCGUUUCCAUGUGGAAGAGAAUGAAGUAUAGAAUCAGCUUUAGUUUAAAAAAGGCCCACGACCGUCUCCGAACCCUGGUCUUCUCAAUAGAACUGUGGUACGAGGCCAUCCGCACAAUCGAAGGUCACCUGGGUUCGGCCGUCGGCACCUACUUCCACUUCCUCCGCUGCCUGUUCGCGGUGGACGUGGUGCUGUGCGCGCUGGUGGUUGGGUUCGUGGUGGCGCCCCAGGGGGUUCACGACCGCGCUGGAUAUACACGUGGUUAUAUGUAUGUAUGUAAUUUUUUGUACCCUCAGGGCGGUUUCCAAGAUUCCCUGCUGUUUUACGGCCACUAUCACUCCGGAGACAUCGCUGGCCCCCUCCCCUACAACAUGGCGUUCGCUUACUUCUUCACCAUGCUGUGUUCGUAUCUUCUCUUCUUUGCUGUUCUUUGUAUCAGGACGGCAUACUCGUACCGCCGCAACUUCAUCUCCACCUCGGACGGGGUCCCCCACGCGGUCUCCAACAAGCUGUUCUCGGGCUGGGACUUCGGCAUCGUGUGCCGCAGCGCCGCCGCGCUCAACUCCAGCAGCAUCUACAACGAGUUCAAGGAGCUGCUUAGUGAAAAGAACAAGAAGCAAGAUCCCUCUUCGAUCUGGAUUCGCGUCUUUCAGACGUUAGCCAAUAUUACGAUCACGGCUAUCGUGCUGGCUUGCAUCGGAGGUCUACUCCAUCGCACUUGGCUGUUUCUGACAUUGGAGAAAUCACAACAUUGGGAGAUAUAUGUGUCACUGCUGGUGACAGUCACGGUGACCGUGUGGCCGCUGCUGCUGAAUCUGGUGGUCAGAUUGGAAUUCUACCGUCCACGGACCGCUAUAUACGUCACUCUAGCAAGAACUUGGCUUUUAGACAUUGGUGUUAUCAUGGUGAUAUUCUUCUACUGGGCCAAGUCGGGGCAGCAUUGCUGGGAGACGUCUUUCGGCCAGGAGACGUACCGGAUGGUGAUGUUCGACGCUUUGUUCUCUUUGUUUGUGUUGCCAGUUGUCGAGGUCCUUAGAGCUUUUGUUUUUAAGUAUUUCCCAAUAAUCGGCCCGCCGGAAUUCAACAUAGCAUACAAUUCGCUGACGUUGAUUUACAAUCAAUCCGUACUGUGGUUCGGGAUGUUCUUCUCGCCGCUUCUGGUGCCGGCGGUGACAUUGAAACUGUUGCUGUUGUUUUACAUUAAAAGGUUAACUUUGAAGACGUGCCAGCCAGCUAGGAAGGUGUGGCGCGCUGCGCAAACGCAGACAGUGCUGUAUAUGUUGGUGACGCUGUCUCUAUUCACCACGUUGUUCGUCAUCGGGUCUGUUUUCAUUGGAAUGCCAUCUCAACAAUGCGGCCCGUUCCGUUCCCACUCGCGCGUUUACGAAGUCCUCAGCGAGGGAGUGUUGCAUCUGUCUCAUCAUCCGACAGCCCACGCCGCCAUCACCUUCCUCACCAGACCUGGUGUCAUAGCGUUCUCGUUGCUGUUCUUAUGCGUGGCGGUGUACUAUAUGCGCGCCCGCGCCGAAGCCCAACGGUCCAUGGUGGCCAUACUUAGACACAUGUUGGUGUUGCAAGCCAAAGACAAAGAUUUCCUACUCGGCGCCAUAGACAAGGUUUCUAACGGAGAGUGGUUGUAUAGUCCAAAACCUGAGGGGGAACGUGCUGACAGCCACACCUGGCAGUACUCGCGCCAGGUCCGAAAGCCGUCCAACUCGGCGUUCCACUUCGACGUCUCCCGCCUCAGCCGCGGCGACAGACCCAGGUCUCAUGUCCUGGAUAGGCCUACCUCCCAGUAUGAUAAGUCGAAGUCUCAAGAAGACGGUGAUACGGACAGCUCGUUCAGCUGGCAGGGAUCCAGCAACUACUUGAACCAGAAGGGGGGAGAGGGGGGUGAGAAGAAGUGGAUAUGAUUACUAUGAUAGUACGGAAUCUCAGAUAGAAACAUUGUUUACAGAAACUUUUAAUAUCACUUUAUGUUAAGCAGAACUUGUAGAAUUUGUAAAAAUAAUUUUAAUGACAACCUAUUUAGAUUUAGAACACCGAAAGAUAAAAUAACAUAACUUUAGAAGAAUUUGAGAGAUAGACCUGCAAACAUUGGAUUCUUCUUUUAGACGAUGGGCUAGCAACCUAUUUGAAUCUUAAUUCUGUCAUUAAACCAAACAGCUGAACGUGGCAUAUCAGUCUU